Coniophora puteana RWD-64-598 SS2 is the source of this 483-nucleotide messenger RNA. RefSeq lists its product as uncharacterized. The record is from RefSeq and is a predicted model, not a curated record. Lineage: Eukaryota; Fungi; Basidiomycota; Agaricomycetes; Boletales; Coniophoraceae. The coding region runs from base 1 to 483 and encodes 160 amino acids. The transcript has 2 exons.
AUGUGGGGAUGUGCCAGACUCCCAAACGGAGCAAUCAUUCGCUCUGCUUGGAUGGAGAAGACUUAUGACCAGGAGCACAUUUGCAUUUCACGCAAUGUCAAGUUUGUUGAGGGAGGCCAGACCCUUCUUGGGGAGGUUCAGUAUUUUGCACACAUUGCCGUAGACGAUGCAAAUGAGCUUUCUGGGUUGCGUUGGGAAGCUGUUGCUGUUAUAUGGCUUUAUUCAGAACUAGACCACAGUCUUCUCGGGCUUUCUGCUGGAACUAUGUGCACUUGCAAGUCGCUUGGUAAUGAUGCAACAUACGUGAUCUGCUUGAAGCAGAUUGUUGACGUGGUUGCGAUGAUACCACACAAGCCGACAUUGCUCUCAGGAGAAGAGGAGCUUCGCUUUUUUAUGGUUGAAACUCCAGGGAUGGACAUAGCUAAUUUUGCAGAGUACGAGGAUGAGGAUAAGCCUGAUAUAGAUACCAAUGAGGCUGAGUAG